Molecule: messenger RNA, 1107 nt
Organism: Penicillium malachiteum
Lineage: Eukaryota; Fungi; Ascomycota; Eurotiomycetes; Eurotiales; Aspergillaceae
Product: DUF803 domain membrane protein
Exons: 8
Coding region: 1-1107 (368 amino acids)
Biological process (GO): magnesium ion transport
Cellular component (GO): membrane
Molecular function (GO): magnesium ion transmembrane transporter activity
Source: RefSeq, a predicted model, not a curated record
AUGGCAAUUGGAACAAGUUUCGUCAUUACCAAAAAGGGUCUAUUACAUGCUUCCGAACGACAUGGUUUCGAAGGCGAAGGAUUUUCAUACCUGAAAAGUCCCAUUUGGUGGGGAGGUGUUGUCACACUCGCCAUCGGAGAAAUCGCCAACUUCGCCGCCUAUGCCUUUGCGCCCGCAAUUCUCGUGACACCUCUCGGUGCGCUGAGUGUUCUGAUCGGCGCGGUUCUAGGUUCCUAUUUCCUGAACGAACGAUUGGGGACGUUGGGUAAAUUGGGCUGUGCGAUGUGCCUUCUGGGCUCCGUCGUUAUUGUUCUUCAUGCGCCCCCUGAUAAGCCCGUUGAAACGAUCGAUGAGAUUCUUGGAUAUGCAGUGAAGUUUCCUUUCCUCCUAUACUGCCUCGCAGUGGCCAUCUUCUCCACAGUUAUGAUCUAUCGAGUCGCCCCGGUACACGGAAAGAAGAACCCCCCUCAUUUUCAUCUCAAUUUGCUCUACUCCUUCGGUAUCGCAGUUAAGUUGACUAUUGGCGGUAACAACCAAUUCGUGCACGCCUCUACCUAUGUUUUCGCCAUCGUUACCGGCUUCUGCAUUCUCACUCAGAUGAACUAUUUCAACAAGGCAUUGAACUCAUUCUCGACUUCCAUUGUGAACCCUCUCUACUAUGUCACAUUUACGACCGCCACGCUCUGCGCUUCGUUCAUCCUUUUCCAGGGAUUCAAUACCACAGAUGCAGUGAACACCAUUUCCUUGCUAUGCGGAUUCUUGAUUAUCUUCACUGGAGUAUAUCUACUCAACCUAUCACGACACGAUCCCGAUGGACGCAACUUGUCCAACUCCAAGCUUGAUGACGAGGGAGUGCCCACGGAUGGUAUCGCAAGCUUCCAAACUCGACGAUCCAUGCAAUCUCGUCGCAGUUCCUCGAGUAUCGCCUUCCUCAACGGCAACGGUGACCGCGAGGGACUAAUUCACUCCUAUGAUAUUGAGAACCAUGCAGGCAUCGGGCUGGAGGAUUUGGCAGAGGACUCCGAUGACGGUGAACCGGGCCCGACUAUCUCACCCGAAGAGCGUGAUCGCACCGUGAAACAUACCAGGCAUAAUAGCCAGAUCUGA